AUGGAGAAAAAGAGAACAGAGUUAUCGCGCGCCAAGACGGUUGACGAGUUUGAUGUCGUCCUCCAGGGGUCAGCUGAGCACCUUGAGGCUAUCAGAGAGCUACACUCGUAUCAAGAAGCGAAGAGUCGGGAGCUAAAGGAGCAACAUGGGAGUGUCUAUGCCGACAUCGAGAAGGUCAAAGCGGAACUGGACACACUGGCCGCCGAAAUUCACCAAAUCACGGCCCACGCUGUUUCGCUUGAUGCGUCCUUUGACCGAUAUGGGUACUCGGCACAUCUGAGGACGAAAGACGACAACUCUGAGACAGCUUCCUUCCAUGGCGGUCACACUUCGGCCCGCGAUAAGCAUGAAGAUCGUAGCACUGAAGCUCUCAAGCUUGUGCGCCGGCCUGCCAUCCGCCAAUAUUUCCACAAGGGCUUGCUCUGGAGGUCGGCCAAGGCAGGCGAGGUCGCCUCCUUCGAGCUCUUCGUCGAUCUCGUCUAUGUCGGAGUCAUCGAUAUUGUCGGAGAGAGAGCUGUCGAACAUGCCGGCGGCUUGUCUCUGCUCCAUUUCAUCAUCAUCUUCAAUAUCGGAUGGAGGAUUUGGAGCGACCUGUCUUUGAUCGUGAAUUAUUUCGAGAUUGACGACAUCUUCCACCGACUCAGCGUCAUCUUCUAUCUCGUUUGCCUAUUUGGCUUCACGAUAAACAUUGCUUACGUGUUCGAAUCAACGUAUACAUCCGCCAUUGCCUUCUACGUUGCUCAGCGACUCUUUGCCGCCGUGUGGUACGUGGGCACGGGCAUUCUGCUACCGAAUAUACGCGGGACCAUGGUGGCCAUGGCCAUGAUGGUUCUGGUCUCUUCCGUAGUCUGGAUUGCCAGCAUACAGGUGGACUGGCCCGAUCAGCUGGCACUGAUUUUCAUUGGCCUUGCAUUCGACGCACUCGGCGGCGUCUUGUUAAUCUAUCUCGUGAAGAAUGCGGACCGCCGGAGAAUUCUCAAGCCCGUUGCAAGGUACUUUGAGUUCUUCCCGGCCAUCAACAUUGAGCACCGUGUGGAGCGCAACAAUGCAUUUGUGUCACUGGUCUUUGGCUACUCCAUCCUUACCAUCCUGUUUCAGUCAAGAGCUUCAUUUGGGAUCCACGCCUUCUUUGGCAAAGGAGUCCUUGGUCUGAUCCAAGCGUUCACCUUUAACUGGAUCUAUUUCGAAAUCGAUGCUUACCGCGUUCAUGUUCACGCUAUCCGACGUCAUGCUAUCAGCAGCACAGUCUGGACAAUGGCUCAUCUCCCGUUUAUCAUGGGAUACGUGCUGGCAGCAGCGACGCUGUCGCAGCUUGUCCUGGCACACGACUGCGCUGAUGCCAACCCGGAAGAUCUGGGAGAGCAGUACGAGGCGAGAAGCGCCCCGGUCGUCCCCAAACCACUUCGAUGGUUCUACUGCUGUGGACUAGGGGUUGCACUCAUCUCAAUGGCAGUGAUAUCCUUCUGUCACAUCCAUAAACGCCUGCCUAAUGCCCGACUCCGCAAACGUCCCCGACUGGCCAUUCGCGUUGGCGCGGCUGUCAUCAUCAUGUGUCUCCCUCUCGCAGACUCAGACUCCCUUUCGUCCCUGGAUCUCAUCUCCAUUACCUGUGCGCUGGUGUUCUUUGUCCUCGUCCUCGAUCUUUUUGGUAACACGUGCGAGGGCGAUAGUUUCUGGACCGGCGGCUUCUGUUCCCAAGAAAAGAAGAGCCGCGUAUAUACCGCCAAUUGCAGAUUGGGCAAGCGGCGACGACGCGAGAUCGAGAAAGCAAUCCAGAGAGGGGAAAAGGUGUCCUUGCCCGACAUAAUGAAAAGAAACCCGAGCACGAGCAGCGUCGAGAGCGAGGAAAGCGCCGCCGAAACCUGGCACGGUGGACAUUAUUGA
This is a messenger RNA of Exophiala dermatitidis NIH/UT8656, 1884 nucleotides long. RefSeq lists its product as uncharacterized. The record is from RefSeq and is a predicted model, not a curated record. NCBI's taxonomy places the organism in Eukaryota, Fungi, Ascomycota, Eurotiomycetes, Chaetothyriales, Herpotrichiellaceae. The transcript is spliced from 3 exons. The coding region runs from base 1 to 1884 and encodes 627 amino acids.